AUGACAGACUCCAGUGCACCUUCACAGGUUUUUCAGGAAUCGACUCCGGAUAAGGAUCUGGAACAGCCAAUCGCACCUGAUCAGAUUGAUGUGAGAUACUGUACCACAAAAUGGGAAAUAUGGGCAUACUAUGCUUAUUAUAUUGGAAACAAUGGAUUAUCUCUAUUCAACUUCGGCCCAACUGCAUUCCAAAACCUACUCAGCCAAGCCGCAGGCGAUAGCGGAACCCUCUAUUUCGCAGGACGACAGCGUUCCAUCAAUAGUAUCGUACUUCUCAGCAAUGGAAUUUCGUUCGCCAUCCAAGUGGUCAUCUUUCUAGUCAUUGGCAGUUUCGCCGACUUUGGUACAUGGCGACCCAAUAUCUUGAUCACCCUUUCAAUAAUCGCAUAUGCUAUCGGCUUCGGCUGGCUCGGCGUCCACACGGCAGACAAAUGGCACGUCGGCGUGGGACUAUACAUCGUUGGCUUAAUCGCCUAUCAAACGACGCUGACCUUUUGGACGGCAGCAUUCCCGGGUUUGGCGCGCAAUACACCUGAAAUGAAAGCAAAAGCCGAUGCCUACACCGCGGGAGCGAUAUCGCGUGAUGAAUACGACCAGGCCGAUACGAUAGAGCGGAGUAGGUUGGCGAACAUCGCUUUCUAUGUCCAGUCUUGUGCCGAGGUGGUCAUCCUUGCGAUUAUUGUGGGUAUCAUGUUUGGAGUGCGUGUCAAUGCAAGUGAGGAAAAUAAUAAUUGGGGCUUGAGUGUUCUGAUUGCCUUUGCGAGUGGUGUGUGGCUGCUCGUUUCGUUGCCUUGGUUCUUCCUUGAGAAGCGUCGGCCAGGUCAGGAUCCGCAGGGGAGAAAUAUCUUCGUUGCGGGUCUGUGGCAGCUUUAUUAUGCUGCGAAGCAGGUGUGGAGGUUGAAGCAGAGCUUGCUUUAUCUUGUUGGAUAUUUCCUCUUGGGCGACUCAUUGAACACAACUGUGACUGUGAUAUCGACCUUGCAGAACAGUGUGGUCUCUUAUAACACUCUAGAAUUGACUUAUCUCCUGAUCGCUGGAAUCGCAGCUCAGGCAGUGGGGAUUUACGGUUUCUGGUUCAUCCAGCAACGCUUCAAGCUCGGCACCAAAACCAUGUUCAACACCAUUGCCGUCGCAAUUAUAUUACUCGACGGCUGGGGCAUGAUAGGCAUCUGGACACAGAAAUUUGGUUUCCACCAUGGUUGGGAGUUCUGGCUCUACCAAGUAUAUUACGGCCUUUUCGUUUGCCCAUGGUAUAGUUACUCGCAAAUCAUGAUCUCCGAAGUCGCACCCCGAGGCCACGACUUCCUCUUCUUUAGUUUAUUCAGUAUCGUUGGCAAGACCUCGUCGUUCAUUGGGCCUCUGGUCUCGAGUGCUAUUAUCGAUGCGACCCCGUCUGGAAACGCCUCGAUGCCUUUCUACUUUCUAUUUGGGCUGAGCGUGGCCAGUUUUGCUGUUUUAGCGAUCUGGCUGGAUCUAAAGAAGAGCCGACGAGAGCAGGAGCAGUUUCUUCAGGGUAAGGAGAGGAAUGGGUCGGAAGACAUGUAA
Aspergillus caelatus is the source of this 1545-nucleotide messenger RNA. Its product is annotated as MFS transporter. The coding region runs from base 1 to 1545 and encodes 514 amino acids. Gene Ontology annotation, biological process: amino acid transmembrane export from vacuole. NCBI's taxonomy places the organism in Eukaryota, Fungi, Ascomycota, Eurotiomycetes, Eurotiales, Aspergillaceae. The record is from RefSeq and is a predicted model, not a curated record. The transcript has 7 exons.